UAUUUCACAGGAAAAACCUGUACUGAAAAGCUUGAAAAAGGUGGUGAUCAUGAAAUUCUUCUCUGGAGUGAUUUUGGCCCUUGUUGCUGGACUUUUGGUACAAUUGGUGACUUGUCAAACCAAAUGGAAGCCUGUACUUAGUGGCACUUAUGGCAAGGAUUUAGCCAAGUGCAAGUCCAGUUGGGUCCAGAUCAGCCUUGAUGCAGAAAACAACUCCAAAUCAGUAGCAGAUUGCAUGUUGAAGCUUGCCUAUGCUGUGGGGCCCAGACUUUCAGACCCUGAAGGAGUGCCACCAAUUGGUCUGAAAACACUGGAUCCCAUGAAUGUGGCCACAGUGUCAGUGGCAGACUCUGAUCUGCUGAAGGGAACCUUGACUGAUGUCAAAAUAUACAAAGUUGCUGACCAUUUGGCUCCCACCUUCUCCUCAAUGAAGUAUGAUGCUAAAUCCAAGAUUGCCACUCUUUCAGUCAAGGGAAAAGAUGUUCCUCUAGAAGGGAACUAUGACCUUGAAGUGAAUGCUGGAGCCCUGUUCAGACCUGGUUCCACUGGAACCAAAACCAAAGGAUUCCUUUCUGGAAUAGCAAAGACUCUUGCUGUUGAAGUGCGCUUGUUCAUGAGGCAAAAGAAAAAUGGUGGCUUGUCCUUGUACAAAGUUGACACAAAGUCCAAAGUUGGCAAGGUUGAACUCAACUUCAAGCCUGAGAAGGAAAAUGACCCCCUGGUUGGCAUCCUCAACACCAUCGUAUCCAACCCAGAUGUCGCUGGCAGUCAGAACCUACUCCGAGUUUUCCAACAGGUCAGCAGUCACAUGAUGAGGCUGACAGUUUUUGUGUUGGUCUGUGUUGCAAAACUGGGCUCAGGAGGCAAAGUUGUCCAGGGACCAUAUGGAACAGAUUUACUGGCUUGCAAGGCUGACUGGAUCAGAGUGAGCCAAGACCCCAACAUGUUUUCCAGCUGCCUGGAGAAGUUGCUUUUGGCUGUUGCACCCCAGGCUUCUUCUCCUGAAGGCAUCACUCUCCUAGGGAUACCAUCCUUCAAUCCCAUCAAACUGGACAACUUUGAGUUGCCAAGAAACAUACCACUCAAGGGCUCUGUCAAGAAUGUUGUAAUCUACAAUGUGACCAGUGCAUUCAACAGGGAUCAAUCCUCAAUCAUCUAUGAUGUGCCAACAAAAACAGCCAUCUUGACAGUGAACCUCCCAUCCUCCAUUGUGGAAACCACCUAUGAUCUGAAACUAGACCUCAGUGAUUACCUCGGGUUCUCACCUCCAGAGGGCGCUCAGCAGAUAGAUGGCGCUCGCUCCAGAGGGAAAACUCGGACUCGACUUGAUGACGUCGUCUGCACUUGUUUUGCUGUCAUGAGGGAGAAGAAAAAAGGCGGCUUGGUCAUUGAAAAGGCUUCUGCUCAAAUUCGUUUUGGGAAGUUUAAAAUGUUGUUCGAGCCUUACGACCGUGAUGAUCAACUCGCUCGUCUGAUGAAUAUUGUGGCAGAAACCGAUGGAGUGAAACCAAUCGUGGAAAGCAUGUCCAUACCGAUUGCUUCCAGAAUGUCAGCUAUGCUCGGAAACCUGUUCCAUCAAGGCUGGAAACGUUUGAGCGACCUCUAAGCAGUUUCUCUAAAACUCAACCCUGUUUCCCAUCUGAUCAAAGCAGAAAGAUGGCAUUCCCUGGUACUGCGCAAAACCGGGGCUGAUUUCAACACUUAUAACAGUAUUAUGGGGCUGAUUUGAAUGACUGCGUGAAGGCAUUUUGGGAACUCUUGCAUUCUUUGGUGAUAUGACUUGGUACAAUAAUAAAACCUUAUUCAUCUUUGA
This is a messenger RNA of Notodromas monacha, 1813 nucleotides long. The record is from the annotation of a GenBank genome assembly. NCBI's taxonomy places the organism in Eukaryota, Metazoa, Arthropoda, Ostracoda, Podocopida, Cyprididae.